AUGUACCAAUGCCUUUUCCCCAACCAUGAGGUGGAAUCGCUCGUCCUUUUGUCACGCGAGGAACUUUGUAGUCUCCUCGAGCAUCCGUCUCCUCAGUCGACCGAGCAGCUUCCAUCGCCGCCACUUCGCACUCCGAACAGCCAACUCUUUGAUCUUGAACAGAUUCCGGCACAGGAUGCAGAAUGGGACGAAGAGCGGCGGGAACGAGACCCUUUGCCUGCGGAAGCCGACGAUGUGAACGCAUUAUCGCUCACUCUCGACCGGCAAACAUCAUAUCUUGGCAUAUCGUCAGUCAGGGCGGCGAUGCUCGUCAUGGUUCAUAUCCAGCCACAGCUGCAUGCCUCCUUGGCAUUCCACCAAAGAAACAGCGCCAAACGGAAUAUAGAAGAACCAUUUAAGACUAACAACCCAGCAGAAGCCACGCAGGAGACGGCGCCUGUUCGCUGGACGUUGAAAGGCCAGGCUCUUGUCGAUGCUUACUUCAAGGGGUGCCACGUCUUCACCCCAAUGCUCGAUGAGGUCAGCUUUCGUGCAGACUAUCUCAACGCUAGGAGACAUGAUGCGCCAUGGCUCUCCUUGCUCAAUAUGGUUUUCGCCAUCGGAAGUAUAAUGGCCACCAAGUCAAGCGACAUGGAUCACUUCAAGUACUACGAGGAAGCGAUGAAGCACCUCAGCCUUGCUGCUCUGGGCAGCAGUUGUAUCGAGACGGUUCAGGCAUUGGCUCUUCUUGGCGGCCAUUACCUCCAUUACAUAAAUCGACCAAAUAUGGCCAAUGCUAUUCUCGGGGCCACGAUCAGAAUGGCCAGCGCCCUUGGUCUCCAUCGUGAACCGGCCAAUCAAGUUGUAAAUAACACAGCAGCUGAUGAGAUGCGAAGACGAACGUGGUGGUCUUUGUUCUGCUUAGAUACGUGGACUACUACGACGAUGGGACGGCCGUCGUUUGGACGUUGCGAUCCCUCCAUCGAUAUUCAGCCCCCUCAACUCCUUGCUGAACAAGAAGAGUACGACUCUGCACAGCACGCAGGAGUUAUGCCUUUGUUGGAAAACAUCAAGUUUUGCAAGAUCGCGACCAAGAUCCAAGAUAUGCUCGCAGUAGCAUCUCUCUGGGGCACGGAAAACCGUAAACAUAUGGAUGAUAUGCUAGUCGAGUGGUAUGAGAACCUCCCGGGCUUACUACACCGCACAGAGAAGUGCGCCGAACCUCUACAUCUCUCUAGAUGUAAUCUUAGAUGGAGGUACUGGAACCUCCGUAUGUUACUCUACCGCCCAGUGCUUCUUGCUGUGGCCAGCAGUGACAAGAAUGCGCCCCUUACCGCUGAAGAUGCCGAGGCAAUAGCGACUUGCCAAGAGUCGGCGAACAACAUAAUCCAGGAUAUCGCGAGUGGUUGGACCAGGCAUCAGAUGUCUGGGUGGAACGCUGUCUGGCUGCUAUAUCAAGCAUCAAUGAUCCCCUUGAUUAGCAUUCUGUGGCAGCCCAACAGCCCAUCUGUUACGGAGUGGCAAUAUCAGGUCACCAUGAUUUUGGAGCUAUUUGAAGAGAUGGAGGAAUGGUCGCUGGCAGCGCGACGUAGCAGAGACGUUGUUGGGCUGAUUUACGAAGCAAGCUGUCACUUUAUAGGCCAGAGUGAAGGGAGGACGGUGCUGGAACAGUUUGACGCGUCUGAGUUGACACAAGCAGACAUUUAUGCUUGGUCGGAUGGGCUCAAGUUGGAUUACAUAACAGAUAUACAAAAUCAAGACUGGCAAUGGGAUAUAAGCACACUUCUUGGGUCAUAG
Clonostachys rhizophaga is the source of this 1776-nucleotide messenger RNA. NCBI's taxonomy places the organism in Eukaryota, Fungi, Ascomycota, Sordariomycetes, Hypocreales, Bionectriaceae. The record is from the annotation of a GenBank genome assembly.